Molecule: messenger RNA, 1206 nt
Organism: Colletotrichum phormii
Lineage: Eukaryota; Fungi; Ascomycota; Sordariomycetes; Glomerellales; Glomerellaceae
Product: S-adenosylmethionine synthetase
Exons: 3
Coding region: 1-1206 (401 amino acids)
Biological process (GO): S-adenosylmethionine biosynthetic process
Cellular component (GO): cytosol
Molecular function (GO): methionine adenosyltransferase activity; ATP binding
Source: RefSeq, a predicted model, not a curated record
AUGUCUGCUACCAAGGGUGUCAACGGCAACGGCAUUGCCAGCCGCACGCACUACAACGAGGGCAACUUCCUCUUCACCUCCGAGUCUGUUGGUGAGGGUCACCCCGACAAGAUCGCCGAUCAGGUCUCCGAUGCCAUCCUCGACGCCUGCCUGAGAGAGGACCCCCUCUCCAAGGUCGCUUGCGAGACCGCCACCAAGACCGGUAUGAUCAUGGUCUUCGGUGAGAUCACCACCAAGGCCAAGCUCGACUACCAGAAGGUCGUCCGUGACGCCGUCAAGGACAUCGGCUACGAUGACUCCGCCAAGGGUUUCGACUACAAGACCCUCAACCUGCUCGUCGCCAUUGAGCAGCAGUCCCCCGAUAUCGCCCAGGGUCUCCACUACGAGAAGGCCCUCGAGCAGCUCGGUGCCGGUGACCAGGGUAUCAUGUUCGGAUACGCCACCGACGAGACCCCUGAGCUCUUCCCCCUCACCCUCCUCUUCGCCCACAAGCUCAACGCUGCCAUGUCCGCUGCCCGCCGUGACGGCACCCUCCCCUGGCUCCGCCCCGACACCAAGACCCAGGUCACCAUCGAGUACAAGCACGACAACGGUGCUGUUGUUCCCCUGCGCGUCGAUACCGUUGUCGUCUCUGCCCAGCACGCUGAGGACAUCACCACCGAGCAGCUCCGCAAGGAGAUCAAGGAGAAUAUCAUCAAGAAGGUCAUCCCCGAGAAGUACCUUGACGACAAGACCGUCUACCACAUCCAACCCUCCGGCCUCUUCAUCAUUGGUGGCCCCCAGGGUGACGCCGGUUUGACCGGUCGCAAGAUCAUUGUCGACACCUACGGUGGCUGGGGUGCCCACGGUGGUGGUGCCUUCUCCGGCAAGGAUUUCUCCAAGGUCGAUCGCUCCGCUGCCUACGUCGGUCGCUGGAUCGCCAAGUCCCUGGUCAACGCCGGCCUCGCCCGCCGUGCCCUUGUCCAGCUCUCGUACGCCAUUGGUGUCGCUGAGCCCCUCUCCAUCUACGUCGACACCUACGGCACCUCCGACAAGACCUCCGACGAGCUCGUCAAGAUCAUCCGUGACAACUUUGACCUCCGCCCCGGUGUCAUUGUCCGCGAGCUCAGCCUGGACCGCCCCAUCUACCUCCAGACCGCCAAGAACGGUCACUUCGGUACCAACCAGACCUUCACCUGGGAGCAGCCUAAGACUCUCAAGUUCUAA